AUGGCAAGAGCCAUGAGGGCCCAAGAAGAGCAGGCCCAUUAUGGAAAACCCAGCACUUGCCAAGGCUUGGAAAUCCAAGCCUCUUUGCCGAAAAUAAAUCCCAAGCCCAUGAUUCUCAACUCCUUGCCGAACGGCAAGGGUCAUGCUGAUUUCAUGGGAGGCUCACAUGCAAAAUUCAGCUCACCAAAGCCCGAUGCUCUUAAGCCCUUGCUAAACGGCAAGGGUCAUGCCUCGUGUUCCAGAGGCUCACACACAAUUCUUGCUCACCAAAGUGUUAUUGCUGAAGCUUCAAGGCCCCGGCCCCUACCGAAGCUCAGCUCCACAGAGCGUAGUCCCGGCCUCUCUGCUAAAAACCCAAGUACUCAGCUACCUACAGUUCUGGAGGCUCACACAGCUUUACCAUACUUUCCAAGUGGUGACGCAACUUCUAGCUUGCCAACUUGGGGGACUAGGGAAUGCCCUACGGCUCUUGCUGAAGCUAGAAUGCUUGGUCAUGAUUACACAAAAUCUAAUAAGUUCCCAACCCAAAAGUUACUUCUUGACCGCGAACUUGGGGGACUACUGCUUACACCAUAA
This is a messenger RNA of Prunus armeniaca (apricot), 576 nucleotides long. The record is from the annotation of a GenBank genome assembly. NCBI's taxonomy places the organism in Eukaryota, Viridiplantae, Streptophyta, Magnoliopsida, Rosales, Rosaceae.